ACCGGAAAAAGCCCUUCAGAAUAUGUGCUUUUUCCGGCUUCCCACAGAAUCAUCAUCAUCUGACAGACAAAUCUCUGCUUCAGUAGAAAAACUCCGGCCUGCCCAGAAUCAUCUGACAGAUUAAUAUUCUCUAAACCCUUUCUAAGAUAUGUCUAUGUACUAAUGCAGUUGGGAAUUUGAAUUUUGAUAAAGAGAUGAGCUCUACGACAACGAAGAAGCGAUCCUUGUAUAAACCCCAGCAUCCAAUUGAUGUGUCGCCUUUCGAGGCGUAUUGUGGUAGCUCAUGGUGGCAUUAAGAGCCUGAGUAUUAGGAAAGGGGAAUUGGAUGUGCAUUUAGAAUCCCCUGACGAGGUGGGUGUCACCGAGAAAAUACCGGUGGGUAAUUUGCGAAUGAGGUCAAGAAGAGCGACGGUAUCUGAUUGCAUGUGUUUUUUGAGGCCUGGUGUAGAUAUCUGUAUAUUGUCAAAGGAUUCAGGCGAAGAAAAGGUAUGGAUUGAUGCUAAGGUUAAUUCGAUUGCGAGGACACCUCAUGAAUCUGGAUGCACCUGCCGGUUCUUCGUUAACUUGUACAGAAAACGUGUACCAUCUGAUAUGAGAUGGUGGACACUUAACAAAGAAAUUAUGGAAGUUACAAUUGAUGAUAUUUCUAUCCGAAAGCCUUCUGAAGACGAGUAUUACAGGUGGUCUUAUUUGAAAGAUUGUCCUUCCAGAAAUGAUGCUAAGUUGCUCCGGCUUCAGUUCUCGUGUGACCUUUCGUGGAUGCUUGUUGCGUCUACAUUGAAAGGUUUCGACUUUGAAAUAUUGUCAAUGCGAAGGAAGAUCUUUUAUCAAUUUCUUGAAGACAAUCAAGAUAUCUGUUCAACUGGCUCUGACAAGGCUUUAAAGUUCGUCAAUUUCUACAUGGAUGAUGAUGUUUUUAAACCUAAUAUCCUAACCAUUGUGCCAGAGUCUGCUUUGAUAUCAUCUGAUCAAGAGAAUACCUCCAUGGAAGACUCCCUUGAUGAUCAGCUUGAAUUGAGGCGGUCCGGUCGAAAGUCUGUACAACCCGAACGUUAUGUUGGCAAUCCAUGGUCUUCCAAUGUGAAGAGUGCAAAAAGAACAGCUAGAGUAAGAGAAGUCGAUGAGGAGCCAUGGGAAAUGUCUUCUGAGGAUAAUGACUGGUGGGACGAGCCAAUAGUGCGUACAGAAAGAACGCAUGAUACUAUUCCCAAUUUGCGUAUAGAAAGAAAGCGUGAUACUAUUCACAAUUUGCGUGCAGAAAGAAAGCAUGAUAGUAUCCGCAGUUCAAACUUGCAACUCGUUACGUACGAAGUCAAUACCGGCAGCAUGGACCAGCCGACAGUAGGUAUAAAAAGAAAUCAUGAAAAUAUGCAGGCUUCAAACUUAGAACUCGUUCCAUCCCAAAUCAAUAUUGGCGGCAUCGACCAGCCAGUAGCUCUGGAUAUGAAAACAAAUGAUGAUUGUAUGCACGGUUCAGAUGAGAUGGAAUCAAGCACAGAACAGCUAGGUGGAGAUGUUAUAAGUGUAAAGCGGCCUCGAUAUGCUGAUCCUCCUGUGGUUUACGAAACGUCAAAACAAAAGAAAGACUUGUGUAGGCAGCAAGUUCAACACUGCGACAGCAUUUCGAAACAAAGCAAGGAGUAUUUUAUGUCCCGUAUGAACAGGUAUAGCAACUUGAUUUCUGCAAGUAAUAUUGAUAGUCCUCAAGCAGAAAAAAGGAAGGCUGAAAACAAGGAGGAGGGUGGUCCUUCAGUGAGCAGUAAAAGUUCAAAAGGAGAGAAAGAUUUGUGUGAAAAGGUUCAACAUUACUCGUGAUUGUGUAAUCUCUCAUUCUCCAGGAGCUGGGAAAACUUUACUCGUGAUUGCAUUCCUUGAAAGCUCUUUGAGAUUGUUCCCAGGGCAGCGGUCGGUGAUCCUUGCUCCAAAUACGACUGUGUACACCUGGAAGAAAGAA
Molecule: messenger RNA, 1954 nt
Organism: Papaver somniferum (opium poppy)
Lineage: Eukaryota; Viridiplantae; Streptophyta; Magnoliopsida; Ranunculales; Papaveraceae
Product: SNF2 domain-containing protein CLASSY 1-like
Exons: 4
Coding region: 250-1815 (521 amino acids)
Molecular function (GO): chromatin binding
Source: RefSeq, a predicted model, not a curated record